CUUCCAAUUCUUCACCAAUAUUAUCAGUCUGGAGACUAUAUAAUCGCUGCCAUUAUGUCACAGAUCUAUAUAUUUCCAAACACCAUAAACUUCGAUAUGCAUCCAUCCCAAGACGUCUCUGAUGCUGACCUUAUGCUAAUGACGCAGCUCUAUCAACACAUCCUGGCCUUGGUAUUUGCUAUAAAGGAGAUAAACGAAAAUCCCCAGAUCUUACCUAAUGCAACAUUGGGAUUCCACAUCUAUAAUAGCCAUUUCAGAGCAUGCCGGACCUAUCAAGCCUCAUUGGAACUACUCUCUAGAAGGGGCAGAUUCAUCCCUAAUUACAAGUGUGAUGUUGAGAACAUUCCAGUAGCAGUCAUUGGGGGACCUAACUAUGAAUUCUCUUUCCACAUGGCAAACAUACUGUGCAUGUACAAGUUGCCACAACUCCUCUAUGGCUCUUCUCCUGUGAUGAAUAACAAAGCUCAAAACGUCUUCUUCCAUCGAAUGUUUCCUGUUGUGGCUCUUCAGUAUCAGGGUAUUCUCCAGUUACUGCUGCAUUUCAGCUGGGUGUGGAUUGGGCUGAUUUCACAAGACGACAACAGCACAGAGAGAUUUGUCCAAAACGUUCUCCCCAUGUUUGCCGAAAGAGGUAUCUGCUUUGAUUUUAUAGAAAGAUUCCCCAAACUUACGUUUUCUGCUCAGUUCUCUGAGAUGGUGGAUGAGGGUUCUGAAGUUAUCAGUGUUGUUCUGGGGAGCACCGCAAAUGUUGUGGUCAUAGAUGGUGAGGUUCAUGCCAUUAUGGCAAUGAGAAUGAUGCCUGCGCUUGCAGAAAUCGAGGGCAUACAAGUGCAAUUCAAGGCAAAAGUCUGGAUUAUGACAGCCCAGAUGGAUUUCACUUCGUUCUCCUUCCAAAGGGAUCGGGACAUAAAUUUACUACAUGGUGCUCUGUCCUUUGCAAUUCACUCAAGGGAUCUUCUAGCAUUCCAAAAAUUUCUUCAGAGGAGAAACCCCAUUACAGAAAAAGAAGAUGGCUUUAUCAGGGUCUUCUGGGAAGAGGCAUUUAUCUGUUCUUUUCCCCAGAGACAUUUAGAUGACAGACAUGGGGAAUCCUGCACUGGCAAAGAGAAGCUGGAGACUCUUCCUGGAUCUGUUUUUGAAAUGAGCAUGACUGCCCAUAGUUACAGCAUCUACAAUGCUCUAUAUGCAGUCGCACAUGCUUUGCAUUCCAUCCAUUCAUCCAAACACAGAGCAAUGAUUGAUGGCGAGAAAUGGGAGAUUCUAUAUCAAGAGCCAUGGCAGCUCCACCACUUACUGAGAGGUGCCUCAUUUAACAAUGGUGCUGGGGAAGAGUUCUCCUUUGACCAAAAUGGUGAACUAGCAGGUGGCUUUGAUAUUAUCAACUGGGUUACAUUCCCAAAUCAAUCAUUUCUUAGAGUCAAAGUUGGUACAAUGCACCCGCGGAUUACCCCAGACAACAGGUUCAACAUUCAUGAUUAUAUCAUUGUAUGGCCCAGCACGUUCAACGAGGCACAACCCCUUUCUGUGUGUAAUGAGAAUUGCCAUGUAGGCUAUAGAAGGGCUAAAAAGGAAGGAAAGCCAUUUUGCUGCUAUGAUUGCCUCCCAUGCCCAGAAGGGAAGAUAUCAAACAAGAAGGACAUGGAUGACUGUUUUGAAUGCCCAGAAGAUCAGUAUCCAAACAAUGAACAGGAUGGAUGCCUUCCAAAGCAAAUAACUUUCUUGUCUUAUGGAGACUAUUUGGGGGUCAUUUUGGCCACAUUUGCUCUAUUAUUUGCUUUUAUCACAGUUUUUGUGUUUUGCAUCUUUGUGAAGAACAAGGAGACUCCCAUAGUUAAAGCCAACAACAGGAGCCUAACCUAUGCUCUCCUCAUCUCCCUCAUUCUCUCUUUCCUCUGUGCUCUGCUAUUCAUUGGCAAACCACAUAAAGUGACAUGCCUCCUUCGACAAACCACUUUUGGCAUGAUCUUCUCAGUGGCAGUUUCUUGCAUAUUAGCCAAAACCGCCACUGUGGUUCUAGCUUUCAUGGCCACCAAGCCAGGGUCAAGGAUAAGGAAAUGGGUAGGGAAGAGGUUGUCAAAUUCUAUUGUACUUUCCUGCUCCCUUAUCCAAGCCACCAUUUGUACUGUGUGGGUGGCAACUUCCCCUCCAUUCCUGCACUUUGACAUCCAUUCAAUGGCUGAAGAAAUUGUAUUGGAAUGUAAUGAAGGUUCACUUGUCAUGUUUUACUGUGUUCUAGGCUUUAUGGGUUUCCUAGCCUUUGUUAGCUUCACUGUGGCUUUCCUAGCUAGGAAAUUGCCAGACAGUUUCAAUGAAGCCAAGUUCAUCACCUUCAGCAUGUUGGUCUUUUGCAGUGUGUGGUUGUCCUUUGUUCCAACCUACCUGAGCACCAAGGGGAAAUACAUGGUGGCUGUGGAGAUUUUCUCUAUCUUGUCCUCCAGUUUGGGGUUACUUGGCUGCAUCUUUUUGCCAAAAUGUUAUGCUAUUUUGCUGAGACCUGAGUUGAACAGCAGGGUGCAGUUAAUAAGAAGAAAGAACUAA
Messenger RNA from Zootoca vivipara (common lizard), 2538 nucleotides. RefSeq names its product vomeronasal type-2 receptor 26-like. Lineage: Eukaryota; Metazoa; Chordata; Lepidosauria; Squamata; Lacertidae. Gene Ontology annotation, molecular function: G protein-coupled receptor activity. Gene Ontology annotation, cellular component: plasma membrane. Gene Ontology annotation, biological process: G protein-coupled receptor signaling pathway. The record is from RefSeq and is a predicted model, not a curated record.